UUUCAGUCCAAGUGACUUUGAUCCUUGAAAACUAGGGGAGUGCAGGGCAGUGCUCUCUGAUCUUCUUGUAAUGCCUCUCACGUAAUCCUGGAUAAUUUGCAAGACAGUCAAGCCAUCUUGUCGUCUGCCUCGCCUGGAAAGCACGGUCCCAGCGACUUUGAUCCUUGAAAACUAGGGGAGUGCAGGGCAGUGCUCUCUGAUCUUCUUGUAAUGCCUCUCACGUAAUCCUGGAUAAUUUGCAAGACAGUCAAGCCAUCUUGUCGUCUGCCUCGCCUGGAAAGCACGGGUCGGGAGGAUAUACAUGUAGAUACUGAAGAUGCUUGAAGGUCACUUCCCCCCGGCACAGGAUUUCAUCUGCCAUCAUGGGGAUGCAAGGAGGAUUCUGCGGGCUGGAGUUUCCCUCAUAUUUCGAAGAUUUGAGGGAAAUUGUCACAACAGUAGAAACUCGACUUCGGCCAAUUCCUGAGAUCAGAAUGCACAUCUCGCGUUUCAUGGAUGGCGCCGACAUGGACGAGGUCUACCCCAGGCUAUAUCUCGGUGAUUGUGACGCUGCUAUGAAUGAACAGUAUCUUCUUCGCCACGGCAUCACAUACAUAUUAAACGCAGCUGGAAAUACGUGUGGACCUGCUCCCGUAAAGACAGGGCCAGACUACUACAAAGAUCCUUCCAUAGUAUAUUUAGGCCUUAAUCUUAUUGAUCUUCCAUUCAUAAACAUUUCCGUCCAUUUCGAAACUGGUGCCAACUUUAUAGAGGAUGCUUUAAGUUCUGGAGGCAAGGUUUUAGUGCACUGUCGCCAGGGAAGGUCGCGCUCGGCCUCCAUCGUGGCGGCGUUUCUGAUGAUCAAGCGCGACAUGGCGGCGGCGGCGGCGCUGACGCUGCUCAGAGAGUGUCGGGAGAUCAGACCAAACAACGGCUUCCUUCAGCAGCUGGCGGACCUUGACCUCAGCCUCUUCCGAAUGAGGUUGGAGAAGCUGCGCGAGAUGGAUUCGUCUUCUUCGGAGUCGGAAGACGAAGACGAAGACGAGGACGUGAGCUUGGAAACGGAGACGGGCUCGGAGGUGGAGAUCGAGAGCAGUAGCGAUGACGACAAUUAGAAGGGGGAAUAAAGCAGGAAUGGAAGAGGAGGGAUAGGAACAGUUGCUUCAGGAAGUGUCCAUACCCCCAGCGAUUAUUUCAUGGCAAAAAGUGGCAGCGUGUAAUUAGUAACGUAAUUAUCAGUAAACAUUCAUUCUUACCAACGGGCGUUCGUGGUAGGUUUGUAUACCAGACGUCGUAAUGGGAGGCAAUAUCCUGUAUAUGAAUAGUGAAACGAUUAAAACCUCGAUAAACAGGGGAUAGAAGAACUUCCUGAAGCAGUUGCACACCUAUAUACACACAUGCGUUCAUCGUAUACACAACAAUCACACACACAUACAAAAAAAAGAUAAAACAUAAUCAGUAACGAAGGGAAAGGAUCAUAUUGUAUUUAGUGUAUAUUUUAGGGAUCGUGUUCAUGAUUAGUUACGGGUAAAAAUGUAAUUGGUAAUUUAUCCAGAGAUUUUUUUUUUAUCAUUCAUAGAUUUUCAUGCAUUCGUUUUUUGUAUCUGUAUUUAGAUACAAAUGAGUGCUUUUCAGAGUGAAAGCGCAUAUAAAUCAGCAUUUAAUACUCUACUAAUAUUACUGUGUCACUAACUACCCCCUUUUCUGUAUUUCGUUGCUUUAAUUUAUAUAAUGAAUACAAAAAAGACAUCUCGUUUUAGAGAAGUAAUGAAAGAUACAGCUUUGUGCUGCUGUGAUAUGGGAAAAAAGACAUUAUCUGUAUUACUAGCAGAACAGGAGACAUACUGGAAAUGAAUAGGUAUAGUUUAGUGAAAUCACCCGUUGGAGAAUUAUGUAAGGGAACUCAUUUGUAUUUUUAGAAUUGAAAGAACUCUUUGGGGGGAAAAAAUAUAUGAUAGAUAGAGAUAUGGUAAGGAGGAAGGUAGUUUAUUAAGGUCAGUGAUAGAUGUCUUGUAAUUCAAAGUAUAUUGAGAAUUUACCGAUAUAUUAAGAUAUGGUUUCAGAAGCUAGGUUUGGAUGGAAACAGCGUGGAUAUAGUCAUGUCAGUAUAAUCCUUUUGUCUGAGGAAAACAAGAGCUGAAUCGUAAAAGUUCCCUGAUUUGAUUCACUGCCGACAUAACCGUCACUCACCACAGAACAGUUAUCCUGCGCAGGGAUUACUCUAUAUCCAGCAUACUUUCUGUCGGGAAAGUUCUCACAAGGAUUUCCAAGAUGUCCCCUCAUCAAUGCGCCAUAAUACUCAACCGUUUCACCCUCACCCUUUUAAACGCUUCACAGAGUUGUACUUGUUUCCUUCCUAUUGAUUAGUGGGACAGUACAGGGAUAUUAUGUACAGCUCAGCAGCCCCUUUUGGAUUACCCGUGACACGGAUUAAUGGAUCUAACAGUUCAGUGAAAACGAAAAUCUCUAUCUCACUUUUACCUCACCUGUUGAUCGGUAAGCUCGAACCGAACAAGAGUUUUACGUUCAGUUAUUAAAAGAGAGAAUCGAAUAAAUUCAAACGUCGUUUUAUCAGUACUACAAUAAAAAUGAUAUACGCUACGGCGCAUAGAUCAGAUUAAAGGAAAUAAAAGCUCAUGCUUGACACAUAUUAUAUCCGAUUUGAGUAUUGGAUUUAAUCGAAGGUAAAUGGAUUCUUUUCAUCCGCAGUCCCUUUGCUUGAAUUAAAAUUUACAUAUUUUGAAAUGAUAGAUUGAUUCAUCCUUCUCAUAUGAAAACGUUGCAAGGUAAAGGGAUGUAAUGCAUGAAAGACAAGUAUAAAAAAAAAAAAAAAUCCCGGAUUUCAUGACUUCAGGUCUGACGUCUAAAUAAAACUGGAUUAUGUAAAUCUGUGUUCUUAGAUCGACAUCCCUUUUUAAUUCAUACAUUAAUGGCAUUUUCAAAGCGAACCUCGAUUUCUGAUUCCUUAAUUCAUUUCUGUAUUUGUAUUUCUAAUUAGACCGUUGCCGUAACUUGUCAGUACCAGUAUGCUACUUACAUGAAUGAGACCCUGCAAUGUAAACUGAACGUAUCCAUUAAAAUUCUAGCAGAGAUUGUACCCUGAAACCACUGCUAUUGCAUUACAAGAUGUUUAUAGCUCGUUAAUUUCCAUCAGUGAAGCAUAUAUAAAGACCCACAGUGACUCCCCUUCCUCGGAAAGAGAAAUAUAUAUCUAUCAAGUCUGUUCCAUGACGUAAACACACUAGAACUAAUGUUGGAAAGAUAUAUUCAAUUGCAUUUCAUGGAAGAGAAAUUAAUGAUAUAUUAAUGUAAUACUGUAGUAGGUAAAACAUUUAGGCGGCCGUUGGUGUUAGUAAGGCAAUUAGGUUUUAUGAUAAUUAUAUUUUGCUCAAGAGUCCUUGGGAAGUUUAUGGUUGUGGAACAAUUUAAUCCUUACUGGAGAAUCAAAUAGACGAAAUAAUUAGAUUUCUUAAUUGCAUUCUGAGUGUUUCAUGGCAUUUUGUGAUGCAGAAGCAGCAAACUCUUACAUGAAAAUAUUAAUAGACGUAGUGUGAUUUCAUAGACGGACAUGUAGUGCGAAAAAGGAAUCUGUGAAGUGAAUUUGUUCUGUAUUUUUGAGUGUAUCAUUUAGUUUUCUCCUUUUUUUAGGUUAGGUUUUAGUGAAAAGAAUGAGAUCAUCAAAUGAUCAGUUUAUGAACUCAUGACUCACUGCAUUGAUAAAAAAAACAAAAAAAGAAACAUAUCAAUAUCUGUGCAUGUGUACGUAACACACACACACACACACACACACACACACACACACACACACACACACACACACACACACACACACACACACACACACACACACACACACACAGACACACACACACACACACACACACACACACACACACACACACACACACACACACACACACACACACACACACGCACACACACACACACAUACAUAUACAUAUACAUAUAUAUGAUACAUCCUUUGCUUGUCCCUGGUUUUCACAACAAGAAUUGACCUACCAAACAUUUUGCAUCACUGUCAUUGCAUAGUCUAAACAGAUUGAAGCGUUUUAUCGCAAGCCGAGUAAACACAAGGCCUAGAGUGAAAAAGGAUUGUGCAGCAUUUUUCUUCCUGUUUCAUUAAAUGGGUAGUUUAUUGCAAGUUAGAGAGAGAAGGAAAUGAAAAGCGUUUUUCAGAAACAGUUGGCGAUUGUCGUAGGAGCGGUAGGAAUUGCUUUUUUUUUCAUAUCGAGACGAAGAUGCCUUUAGUAGUUUGUUGAGGAUAACUAUUGUUGAUUGGCAGUUUGGUGAUGAUUAUGUGAAAUGCAGAGAUGGUUGUAUUGUAUUUAGCUUUUCCUGCAACUAACUUCCCAAGUGCAUCUUCGCUUUGAAAAUAAAAGAAGAAAAAAAUUAAUUGAGACGUAAUAGAUGUAAGUAUUCAUAUUAUCACUGCUUAUUUUUAAUUUAUUUUAAUUUAUUAUUUUUUUCUUCAUUUUGCAAUAUUUUUUUUAUUAUCAUUACACUUAUUUUUGUUUGUUUGUUUGUUUGCUGACUCCAUCCUUCAUCAACCUAGACUUUACAGUUUCUCAUGUUUAGUUGCAAAGACAAUCGUUUUGAUCGACGGUCUUUUCCCCUUAUGAUGAUACAAUGUAGUUUUUUUUGUGGAGAUAUUUAAGGUAUACUUUUAAGACAGAUGAUUGUAAACCUAGACACGUGCUUAACCAUGUGUUCUAGUAUUUAUGUUUUAUACUUUAAUUGUUCUCUUGUUCUCUUAUCAACAUGAUUAUUGUGUAUAAUGUUAUGCAUAUUAUAAAUAAACUGAUACUAACUCGCGUACAUGGGAUUCGUGUCGUACUAAUUCAAUGGAAAGCUGAACAAAUCUGGCAUUUCUUAGUGCUUAUGAGAGAACAAAGUGGAACUCACAGAAAAUAUAUUUACGUAUUACCCGUGAUGAGCACAGCAUUUCUUUGCAAAUUCGUUACUCUUUCUUCACUGUGAAUUAAAUAAACUUUUCUACUGUCUUUGUUUCUUUUCUUCUGCUGUGCACAAUUUCUUGCUGUUGUUUUCAUGUAAAAGUGUAAUAAACUUGAACAGUUCCA
Messenger RNA from Penaeus indicus, 5078 nucleotides. RefSeq names its product dual specificity protein phosphatase 3-like. The record is from RefSeq and is a predicted model, not a curated record. Gene Ontology annotation, molecular function: MAP kinase phosphatase activity; protein tyrosine/serine/threonine phosphatase activity. Lineage: Eukaryota; Metazoa; Arthropoda; Malacostraca; Decapoda; Penaeidae. Bases 363 to 1094 code for a protein of 243 amino acids. The transcript has 8 exons. Gene Ontology annotation, cellular component: cytoplasm. Gene Ontology annotation, biological process: protein dephosphorylation; negative regulation of MAPK cascade.